UAGCGGUUCAUUGUUGCUUUAUGUUCAUGUUCCACGCCAGGCCGCCAGGUGGCAGUGUGAUGGUUGGGAGAAAAAAGAGGCGGUUUUUAAACAACCAAUGAGAAGCUUCCAACGAGGGCGCAAAAAACGGGAAAAGGAAACGUCGAUGCCGCCAUUUCACGUGAAAAGCAGCGCGUGAGGAAGUUCGCUAGCAGGGCAGUAUUUGCUCAAAAAUACAUUUCGAAAUUAAUUAUUUACCACUCGCUGUGGAUGUUUAAGACAAAUUAAUUUUAUCUUAGUUUAAGAGCUGUUGUUUUCCAGUCUUACCGGGCGCUUCCUGGUCGUUUUGAGGCGAAGAAAAUGAGUUACGGUAGGCCCCCACCAGACGUGGAGGGAAUGACCUCCCUCAAAGUGGACAACCUGACUUACCGAACUUCGCCUGAGACUUUGCGUCGGGUAUUUGAAAAGUACGGUCGCGUGGGUGAUGUAUAUAUCCCCCGGGACCGUUACUCCAAGGAGAGCCGCGGCUUCGCCUUCGUAAGGUUCUUCGACAAACGUGACGCUGAAGACGCCAUGGAUGCCAUGGAUGGCGCGCUCCUUGACGGGCGAGAGCUGCGAGUUCAGAUGGCCCGCUACGGUAGACCACCGGACUCGAUGUACAGUAGGAGAGGCCCUGCUCCUCGCAGAUAUGGAGGAGGAGGAGGAUACGGACGCAGAUCCAGGAGUCGUUCGGGUAGUCCACGUCGACGCAGGCGCAGCCGAAGCCGCUCCAGGAGCCGGAGCCGUUCCCGAUCCAGGAGCCGCCGCCACUACAGUCGCUCCAGGUCCAGGUCCGAUUCCAGGUCCAGGUCAAGAUCCCGUUCGAGAUCCAGAUCGAAAUCCAAAUCCAGAACCCCAAAGCGGAGCAAGUCAAAGUCCCCCUCCAGGUCUCGGUCCCGCUCCAAAUCUAAGUCCAAGGCCAAGAGCCCAACACCACCAUCCAAGAGAGAGUCGAAGUCCCGGUCCAGAUCCAAGUCUAAAUCCAAAUCCAAGUCCAAGAGUAGAUCCAAGUCUCCAGAGGACAACGCAGCAGAGACUUAAUGCACUCUCGGACGCAUCAUCACGGUAUUUGGGAAGGGGGGGUAAUCAACUUAAAAUUUAAUGUUUAAAAAAGCACAAAUCACAGCUGCACAUUAGAAGUUACUUUAAUUUGCAUGAAGUCUGAAGUUAUUUUUAACAUAGGAUUUGAGAUCAUUCUGAACACAAUGGCGUUUGUGCUUUAAUUUGUUGUCAAAUUUAAAGCACAAACUGUCAUUGGGAGGGACAGUAACAUAGAUUUCAGAGGGGUGUGGUUUAUUACAUGUGUACCUGUUUGUUUGGGGGGUUGGAACAUGGGAUGUUCGCUCAAAACCUUCACUUAAAUGUGGAAUUCUUUCCUCCAAGCUGCUGAGUCCUGUUUGCAAAGAGAGGAGGAGAUGGGGGUGUUGCAGUUUGAGAGCAGUUAGUGUGUGACCCGCCCAUGUGACCUGCCCGUUGCUGAGGGCGAUGGCAGUUUCUAAGGAACAGGCCACCAAGGCAAUGGUGGUUGCUGCUGAGCAGGUCGUCAUGGCGGUGGUUCGGGCUGUCAGUUGGUGUGUAAGGUGAUGUGGUGAGGUACGUUCACGGGGACCACAGGCAGCCGCACUGAGCUGUGUUCCCACCUGCAUCUGUGGUUUUCUCUGCCUCUCACAGAGAGAUGCAACCCCAAGGUUUGUUUUUUACACAUGUGCCGGCGUUUCUAUUGGGAAGAGCUGGGCCAUGAAAAGUAUAUUUAUAGGUUUGUUUAUUAAAAAAAUAUUUAAAUGUUACUUUUAGAUUACGUCAGACCAAUACUACAUUUAAAUAUUGAGGUCAGAUGCAGGGUUUUACACGACUGACUAGUUUUGCUCUUGCUAAUUCUGCUGUUUCCUUUCUUUCAGGUUGCUGCCGUUUUGAACCUUCAAGGACGUCAGGAACUGUCUCACAUUGAGCAAGCGGACCCUACUUUAACACCUAAAUCCAGACAAAAAGGUUAUUGGAUCUUGGUCUAAAUUGCUUUAAAUGUAUAUUUUUAUGUAAUCUGCAGUCAUUGUUAAAACUAAGCAUAUUCAAAGGGAUGUAUGAGGCAUCUUGGCAAACUUUUUCUUUUUCUUUAUAAACCUUUUGUCUUGGAUAAAUAUUUGAUUGAAAUCUUUCAAUUUCUGUUUGGUUUAAGGUUUAAUUUUAAAAUUACUGUUAACUAAAUAAAAAAAGGGUGGUCGUUGUUUGGAAUGCUGCCGCUUAAAUUUUCAUGAAAAAAUGCCUUGCUUCAAAACGAGAGGCCAUUAAAUGUGUCAAUAGGAAAGUCGAGUAGCUUCUGAUUUCUUCUGACAGAUUUUCUUUGUCUGAUCAAAGAUGCUUUCCUAUGACUAACCCUUUUUCUUGUGUAUCUUUUGUGCACUAGGCGCAGUUGUGUAGCAGUUGAGUAAUGCUGGUUAGCUGUUAAGAUGCGGUGCAGUGCGCUGGUGACUUGGUGUGGCGUGUUGCGGUGCAGAGUGCCCGGUGCUGUUCCGGGGCUCGACCCUUCGCUGCCGUAUGCCGGUUUGUAAGAUCACAGGUGUGGCAGAUCAUCCAUCUUCUCCCGUAUUUUUUUUUUUGUUUUCCUAAGACCACUCCCUCAAUGUUGUGUAGAUCUCUUCUCUUCACUCUCCUCCCGUCUUUUUGCUUCCUGGUCCUUCUGGUCUUUGUUCACUGUUUAAAUGCUUGCAUUGAAGAUGAAUCCCGUUGGAUUCCUAGUGAAGAGUUGAUGAGUCAGCGUUGCUCCCAAUGGAAUUUUUUUUUUUCUGUACUGCAUUCCUUUGUGAACUUCUCAAAUGUCUUGUAAUUGCUUCAGGUAAAAUUCAAAUAAAAAACCUUGUAAAUAAA
Molecule: messenger RNA, 2880 nt
Organism: Oryzias latipes (Japanese medaka)
Lineage: Eukaryota; Metazoa; Chordata; Actinopteri; Beloniformes; Adrianichthyidae
Gene: srsf2a
Product: serine and arginine rich splicing factor 2a
Molecular function (GO): RNA binding
Source: RefSeq, a predicted model, not a curated record